Molecule: messenger RNA, 3276 nt
Organism: Rhineura floridana
Lineage: Eukaryota; Metazoa; Chordata; Lepidosauria; Squamata; Rhineuridae
Product: zinc finger protein 883-like
Exons: 3
Coding region: 719-2659 (646 amino acids)
Source: RefSeq, a predicted model, not a curated record
GGAAGGAAUAGCUGUACCGCUUUUGUGGGUCAGAGCUGGAGAAGAGCCCUGUCUGAAGGGCUUUGAGCUGAACAGAGCCUUGGGGGAGGGCUUGGACUGCCCAGGUUCUUCUUUGCCUUUUCAAGGCUCAAGGCAGGGCCAGGGCCUAGAGAAACUAAACACCCCGCCUCAGCUGGACUUGUUGCUGCUCCGGGGAAAGGCCUUCUCCGGCUGCCCUCUUUGGGAGUUUGGCUGGACUGUGUGCUCCGGCGAGGAAGAGUGAUUUAUUUAAACGCUGCAAGUGGAUAUCGCUUCUUUUGUGAGAUUGGCAAAUUUUGCCUUGGAAUAGUCAAGGCAGAAGGCUCCAGCCAUGCCGCAGACUAGGGGUAGCAGAAUACCCAAGCAAUCCUCACAACAACCCUGUAAAGUGGACCAGGGGGAGAGUUUGUGUGGUGUUGCGAUUAAAGAGAGGCCCAGGCUGAAAUUCCCACUGGUCUAUAGGACUGGCUAGGUUGCCUUGAGCCAUUUUCCUUCUCAAUCUAGCCUACCUCGCUGGAUGCUGGAUGGGAUGAAUUCAUCUUCUUAGUAUUUCUUACUGCAUCAUAGGGAUGCCAGUAUGGAAUAGGAGGCUGGACUGUGGGAUCUGGGCAUGUACUGGACCUGAGCUUGGCUGACAUCAUUUUCAAAAGUGUAAAGGCCAUAUUCAGGAAACAACUAAGACACUAGAGAGCCAUUUGUGAUGUCAUCAGAAAGGAGUAAGCAUGAAACAGAAACAGGGAUCUUUCAAAGUCACAGGAGACCAAAGAGGCACAAGAGAAGCCCAUCAAGGAAUGGAAUGAAGGAAUGCUGUAGUUCUCAGGGUGCCAAAAUGCAUGAACUCCUAAACGCAGGAGAUCCUGAUGGUAAAAGAUGGAAAAAGUGCCUAGGGUAUGUGAAAAUAUCCACAGACAAAUCAGUAUUAAAUAGGUACUGUGGAACCCACACAGGGGAGAAAUCUUAUAAAUGCAUGGAGUGUGGAAAGAGCUUCAGUAACAAUGGAAAAUUUAAAAUACAUCAAAGAACUCACACAGGUGAGAAGCCAUAUAAAUGCACAGAAUGUGGAAAGAGCUUCAGUCAAAUUUCAUACCUCACUUCUCACCAAAGAACCCAUACAGGGGAGAAACCAUAUAAAUGCCUGGUGUGUGGCAAGAACUUCAGUCAGUGUGCAAAUCUUCGACAACAUGAAAGAAUCCACACAGGAGAGAUGUAUCAAUGCACGGAGUGUGGAAAGGGCUUCAUCCAGCGUGGAAAUCUGAAUAUACAUCAGAGAACCCACACAGGGGAGAAACCAUAUAAAUGCUUGGUGUGUGGAAAGAGCUUCAGUCAGAGGGGACAUCUUAAUAUACAUCAGAGAACCCACACAGGGGAGAAACCUCAUCAGUGCAUGAAAUGUGGAAAGAGCUUUAGACACAGUGGAACCCUUGCUCUACAUCAAAGAACCCACACAGGUGAGAAGCCAUAUAAAUGCUUUGUGUGUGGAAAAAGCUUUAGUCACAGGGAAUCUUUUCAUUCACAUCAAAGAACCCAUACAGGGGAGAAGCCUUAUAAAUGCACAGAAUGUGGAAAGAGCUUCUGUUCGAGUUCAUAUCUCACUUUACACCAAAGAACCCACACAGGGGAAAAACCAUAUAAAUGCCUGGUGUGUGACAUGAACUUCAGUCAGAGUGCAAAUUUUCGAACACAUCAAAGAAUCCACACAGGAGAGAAGCCUUAUAAAUGCAUGGUGUGUGGAAAGAAUUUUAAAAUAAGCAAUCUUGCCUCACAUCAAAGAACUCACACAGGUGAGAAACCAUAUGAAUGCUUGGUUUGUGGAAAGUGUUUUAGUCGGCAUCACACCCUUACUAUACAUCAAAGAACCCACACAGGGGAGAAACCAUAUAAAUGCUUGGUGUGUGGAAAGAGCUUCAGUCAGAGGGGACAUCUUAAUAUACAUCAAAGAACCCAUACAGGGGAGAAGCCUUACAAAUGCAUGGCGUGUGAAAAGAAUUUUAGACUAAGUAGCCAUCUUGUCUCACAUCAAAGAACCCACACAGGUGAGAAACCAUAUAAGUGUAUGGAAUGUGGAAAGAUGUUCGGCAGUAGUGCAACCCUUUACAUACAUCAAAGAAUCCACACAGGGCAGAAGCCAUAUAAAUGCAUGGAGUGUGGUAAAAGCUUUAGACGGAGUGGUCACCUCACUAUACACCAAACAACCCACACAGGGGAGAAACCAUAUAAAUGCUUGGUAUGUGGAAAGAGCUUCUGCCAUGGAGGAUACUUUAGAAAACAUCAAAGAACACAUACAGAGGAGAACCCAUAUAAAUGCAUGGAGUGUGGAAAGAGCUUCAGUAACAGCAGAGCAAUGACUGUUCAUGAAAAUGCCCACAGAGGUGAGAAGCCAUAUAAAUGCUUGGAUUGCGGUAAGAGCUUCAGGCAGAGUGGAUCCCUUUCUUCACAUAAAAGAACCCAUACAGGGGAGAAACCUUUUAAAUGCAUAGAGUGUGGAAAGAGCUUCAGUCAGAGUGGGUCUCUCAGUGUACAUAAAAGAAUUCACACGGGUGAGAAACCAUAUGCAUGCAUGGAAUGUGGAAAGACCUUUAGCACUGGUACCAACCUUACUGCACAUCAUAAAACCCACUCUGGCAGAAAAGUCCCACAAUAGUUGGGAUAGUUGACAGGCAUUACCAUAAGAGAACUCAUCACAUGGGAUGCCAGGCUAUGUACAUAAAGGAGAGGCCAUUUAAGCGCAUGUGUGGAAGUAGCUUCUGUCAAUACUCAAGUCUUAUUAAAGAUUAUAGACCUCAGUCCGGAGAAAAACUAUACAAAUACUGGGAGAUCUAAGUACAAUGCAAACCAUAGAAAUGCUCACUGUAUGGCCAGCAUCCUGUUUUCACAGUGGCUAGCCAGAUGCCUAUAGGAAGUUCCCAAGCAAAACCUGAGGCAACAACAUUCUCUCCCCACCUACAAUUUCUAGCAUCUGGUAUUUGGAAGCAUACUGCCCCAGACUUUGGAGACAGAACAUAGCCAUCAUGGCUACAAGACACUGAUAGUCUUUGCCUGAUCCUCUUUUAAAGCCAUCCAAUUUGGUGGUCAUCACUGCCUCUUGUGGGAGUGAAUUCCAUAGUUUAACUGGCCAGGUUUUAUCAGGUUUGGCAGUUAUUUGUGAUUUUAACCUUUCUGUAUAUGCUUUUAUAUUGAGUGUACUAUAUAUUUUCUUACUGUACAUCACCCAGAGUGGCCGGUCAACCUGCCAGAUGGACGUCUAAUAAAUCAAAUAAA